Nylanderia fulva is the source of this 1665-nucleotide messenger RNA. Its product is annotated as mevalonate kinase-like. Gene Ontology annotation, biological process: isopentenyl diphosphate biosynthetic process, mevalonate pathway; isoprenoid biosynthetic process; cholesterol biosynthetic process. Lineage: Eukaryota; Metazoa; Arthropoda; Insecta; Hymenoptera; Formicidae. The record is from RefSeq and is a predicted model, not a curated record. Gene Ontology annotation, molecular function: ATP binding; mevalonate kinase activity. Gene Ontology annotation, cellular component: cytosol; cytoplasm.
CAAUCACAACGGAGACGCGAAAGUGUACUGGAAAUACAAAUACUGUUGUGUGUGUGAUAACAAACGUUUCAAAUUUUUAUGUAAUCAAAAUUUUAUUAGUGACCUUCAUUUUUCGUGCCGACGUUAUCAAGAUUGUAUAAUUAAAAAUGUAUAGAAACUUUUGUGCCGUGCUUUAAAAGAAAAAGUCAAGACAUGAAUCUAUUAAUUAACGAAAACAAGAACAUAUAACAAGAAUUUGAUGGAAUAUAACGAGAAGAAACGACAAAUAUAAUUUUUAAAGCUUCUUCAUAUCACGAGAAUAUAUUCUUCACGGUGUUAAUAUAUAUUUAUAACAAAUUGCGCAAAUUUUAUAAUUCGCCGUUUUCACAGUUACAUCAACUCUGUAAAGAAGAAAUAUUUUAAUUGAUAAAAGGAUGGCUAGUUUUAAAAUUUCCGCACCAGGAAGAAUUGUCUUAUCAGGAGAACACAUAGCAGCGUACAAAAAACAGUUUCUUGCAACUAGUUUAAAUCUUCGUACACAUCUCGAAUUCUGCGAGCUACCUAACACAUCGGAAAACAUUAUUAGAAUAGAGUUCCUUACUUUGAAUCUAGCGAAAGAUAUACCUUUAAAAGAUGUUAAAAACUUUUAUUACGAAAAUGUUGAAGACAUUAUUUCAAAUCCAAUCAACUUGAAUGAUUACGUGAAAUACCUGAUCACCGUUGUAAAAUGUAUGUGGACGACAAAUUUUGAAAGAUUUAGCUUACAAAUGUUCUUUUUCUUGCUUUAUUCUGUCGCUCACCAUGAACAUCUCAUGAUAAAACCUUUUCACGUAAAAGUGUCCACGGAUAUGUUAAUGGGAGCUGGUCUUGGCAGUUCGACAUCGUUCGCGGUAUGUCUCGCAGGUUGUUUUCUUCAUUGGCAGCGUUUACAGAGUGGUUGUUGUCACACUGAAUUUAAUGAUGCUGAUUUAGCGUCGAUUAAAAAAUACACUAUAUCCUGCGAAAAAAGUAUGCAAGAGUUUGCAUUUCCGGACGUCGAUGCCCACAUUUGCACAUACGGCCAAAUAGCAAAAUGUCAACGCAUCAAUCACGAAAUAUAUUUUAUAAAUUCCACGGAUAUGGUACAAAUAAAUAUUCUACUGAUCGAUUCAAAUAUUCAUGAAAGUAAGUCCGUACGAGCGCAACAAGUAGCAACGCUGAACGAUACUGCUCACAACUUUCAAUCUAUAUUAAAUGAAUUAGAACAUGAGGCAAUAACUAUGCAUUAUUAUCUUAAUUCACUAAGUAGUGUCAUCAGACUGACCCAUCUAUAUGGCGAUGAGCAUCCUAACUAUAAUUCACUGAUUUCUAAAGUGAUGUUAUGCAUUGAUAAUAAUCAACGAUUGUUGAAUAUAAACAAUUUAUCGACUGAGAUAAUUGAAAAUAUUUGCGAGAUUGCAAGAACGCAUGGAUUAGCGGGAAAACUUACAGGUUUUGGUGGUAAUUAUGUAUACAUUUUCCUACCACCGGACAGCACUCUCUAUGAUAUCACGAAUUUUUCGGCGCAUUUGCAUGCAUGUCAUUUUAAUUCCCUAAUAUGGACCACCAUCAAUUCUAACGGAGUGAGAAUUGUUAACUGAUUUAACUGUAUUAAAAUUAUCAUGUUUAUGAAUGACUAAAUAAUAACAACUAUAAAUGUAAAAGAAU